GACAACAGAACAAACCAAUUUCCCUCUGUGAAUUGAUAUGAUUGUGCUGAGCAUGGCAAUAACAACUGGAUAAUUUUUGCUUUUACUCUUGUUCCUCCCAUGGAAGAAGGAUUUGCACCAUCCUCAGCCUUCAUCAGCCAUGGCUUCGAAUCCCUCAAUCCCCGUCCCUCCACGGACUCCCACUCCUCCAUCUGAUGAACCCGCGACUGCUAAUUCAGUUGGCUCUUCUUUGGCGACUCCGAUGACAGCUUCGUUCUCCCGCGAUGCCCUUUCCCCCAUGGUCGACACGUUUGCAUCUGGAGAUCCCGCUUGGAAUCCACAGAGACGAGCCAGCCAGGAUAUUUCGGGGCCCUUCAAUUUUAAGCCGACCGCUCUUGCGAAAACUCCAGUCGUGAAAUCCGGCGUAGGGCAGCGUCGUGGCCACAAAUACAAGCACAGCAGCGUAUCUCAUCAGAUAUUCCUCGAGCCGCCUCCAAGAGCACCGCUGGCACUCCCCAACUCGUUGCCUAUUCCGACAUUAAAAGAAUGCCGUGGCAGUAUGUCUAAAGAGCAAAAGGUCCGCUUUUGGUGGAGCUUAUGCCAUAUGGCAGUUGCCGGAAAUACGCUGUGGAGUGCUCAUGGAUCUAUGGCCAUGACUGGACUUUCACAUCUAUUACUUUUCGACUCAUUGGGAGCCAUGCUUUGCGUCGCUGUUGACGUCCUUGGGAAUUUUGAAGUCUGGAGGCGAUCGACUGUCCGUCACCCGUUUGGCCUUGAACGUGCUGAGGUGGUCGCCGGCUUUGCCCUUUCUGUCUUGCUCUUUUUCAUGGGCGGAGAUCUCAUAUCUCACGCUAUCACUCAUCUCCUAGAGACUUCGGGUUCAGGGUCCCAUCGUCCACAUUCUCAUGGACGUGUUUCCUCCGGGAGUAUUGAUAUCACUGCGCUUCUUGCUCUUUUAGCCACUAUCAUAUCCGCCAUUGGCCUGAAAAACCAUGCAAGGAUUGGAAAAGCAAUGCGCUUUGCAUACAUUGAGUCGUUGCCUUCUUUACUCAGCAAUCCGGCACAUUUUCUAACGCUCUCAUGCUCCUCUCUCUUGCUGCUUCUUCCUCUUUUGUCUGUGACUAUCUACACGUGGAUGGACAGGGCCUUUGCUCUGGCAGUUGCUGUGUCAAUGUGCGCUCUGGGGAUAAGACUUGUGGCUACUCUUGGAUCUAUGCUUUUGAUGUCAUACUCAGGACGGGGAGUUUCAAGCCUGAUGAAAGACAUCGUGUCUCACCCAUCUGUCUCAGGAGUCGAAGAAGCCAAAUUCUGGCAGGUCCAUUAUGGGCUUUGCAUGGCAAAUCUCAAACUUAGGGUCGCUGGACCGGAAGAUAGCCUUACCAAACUGCGGGAGCGGAUCUCAAGUAUGAUCAAGGAACGACUCGGAGGAGGAUAUGGAUCUGGAGGCCAGAAAUGGGAGGUCUCCAUUCAGUUAAAUGUUGAACAGCUGUGAUCUUUCUCCAAGCAUUGGAUUCAAGCUAUUCAAUUGGUUCUUCCCACAGCAUACCAUGAUACCCUUGAAGCAAUGUUUCUUGUGUCUAUUUGUUCUAUGUGGCUGCUAUAAUACGUUUCAGCCUAUGUUUACAUUUUGAAAGUGCACUAAAAGCUUCGAGAUGCUUCCAUGUCAAAUCCUGAUAAUGUGACGAGACUUCUCCUGCCAACUCUUCUCUUUUGCACUAUCCUCUCAGCAGUUAGUUCCUGCUAUGGGUAAACAACAUAUCACCGUCAUCAUCAAGUGCCGGUUGCUGUGGCGAUCCCAAGAGAAGUGAAUUCAGGCCAGUCUCCUAACAUUU
Messenger RNA from Coccidioides immitis RS, 1811 nucleotides. Its product is annotated as cation efflux family protein family. The transcript has 3 exons. NCBI's taxonomy places the organism in Eukaryota, Fungi, Ascomycota, Eurotiomycetes, Onygenales, Onygenaceae. The record is from RefSeq and is a predicted model, not a curated record. The coding region runs from base 140 to 1471 and encodes 443 amino acids. Gene Ontology annotation, biological process: intracellular zinc ion homeostasis; transmembrane transport; zinc ion transport. Gene Ontology annotation, cellular component: Golgi apparatus; membrane. Gene Ontology annotation, molecular function: zinc ion transmembrane transporter activity.